CUUUGCGCGAUGGAAACCGUUCAUAUAAAGUUAGUGGCUCCAAUAUAAACUCGAUAGUUACAGAUGCAUAGUAAGUUACAGCGAUGGCGAAUCUUUCUGGAAGGUUUAAUUUAGAUCGUUGUGAUCUCCCGGCGAUAUUCUGGAAUGUUGGGGCUAUUUUGAGGGCAAUAACUAUAAACAUCAACAGGAGGCAAGCUCGGCCUGUUUCCUGCAUACUAUAUCUUUUGAUAAUCUUUACCGGGGCAAGCUAUGUCUAUGUUUAUGUGAUCUCUAUGCUCUGGUUCGUGCUGGUGCGGUGUCCGGAGACCGGGGACUUCAUUAGUGCUAUGGUUGUGUUUUCCAUAACCAUGUGCAGUGUCACGUCAGUCCCCAAGUUCUUUUAUAUGAAAUGUCGCAGGUAUAUUACUACGUUACUUUCAUCUGUCGCUUCACUUCCUCUUGUAUGUAAUUUUAAUAAUGUGAAAUGUGAAACAGUCAUGAAGUUGAUUGAUGAAUAUCUCCACUGUAACGGGUUGGUGGUGAGAGGAACUCGCUUCGAGACAAAUAUUCUGAAAGUUCUGAAACUUGUCAAAACGCAAGCCACGCUGGUCUGGACUUUGUUGACGAUGAAUGGCUUUCUUUAUAUAUUUUGGCCUAUUAUAAGGCCCGGUCGCCAUUUUACAGAAGAUCUGUUUGUUUUAUACGGUUUGGAGCCGAUGAGAGAGUCGCCAAACUAUGAAGUAGCAUCAGUUUUAAUGGUAUCAGCGGUUAUUUUCUCCGCUGCUACGACGGUUCAAAUAACGAUCUUCAUAAUUGUCCUCAUCGGAUACUUAGAAGCACAAAUGCUUGCUCUCAGUGAGGAAAUGAUCAAUAUUUGGGAUGAUAGUGAGAAAUAUUACAACGUUUAUAAACUAUAUCACAAAUACGUUAUCAAAAGAAGAGCGAGAAAUAUUUUUUUGAAAAUACGCCUGCAUGAUAUCGUAAAAUUUCAGAUAGUGAACACAAAUCUGAGGAAUAAGGUAGAACAUGAACUCCGCGUUUUUUUUCUCAGUGAUUUAAUUUUUAUAAUUCUAGCGCUCGUGACGGAACUGGUCGGGGGACUCGAAAACACUUGGAUACAAGUGCCAUGGACAUUUGUUUUACUAUUUAUAGAUUGCUACAUAGGGCAGAGGCUCAUCGACGCUGGCGCAGCAUACGAAAACUCAAUUUAUAAUUGUAAAUGGGAGAACUUCGAUGUAGAUAAUCAGAAGACAGUUCUCUUCAUGUUACAAUGUUCGCAGAAACCUCUGUCUCUGUCGGCCGGUGGAAUCUCAGUUCUCAAUUUCCCGUCCCUGAUGUCAAUGCUCCGUUCUACCUACUCGGCAUAUACAACACUUAAAUCUACUGCACAAACUUAAUACAUUGCAAAAUUAAAACAUAAAUUUACGUCUGUAUAUAUAGCUCCUGUAAUUAUUAAGUUCAUGUUUCUAUUUAACAUCUGUGACUAUAACUGGAGAAAACAAAUAAAAUGGUCAUUGAACAUC
Molecule: messenger RNA, 1502 nt
Organism: Danaus plexippus (monarch butterfly)
Lineage: Eukaryota; Metazoa; Arthropoda; Insecta; Lepidoptera; Nymphalidae
Exons: 5
Coding region: 84-1376 (430 amino acids)
Biological process (GO): sensory perception of smell; detection of chemical stimulus involved in sensory perception of smell
Cellular component (GO): plasma membrane
Molecular function (GO): odorant binding; olfactory receptor activity
Source: RefSeq, a predicted model, not a curated record